AUGAUCCGAGUGCUCUUCCAAGAUUGCCACGCGAGACUUUGCAAGCACCGUCAAAGGAUUGACGAAGAAAAGACCAGAUGCUGUGAUUUCAUGGGCGAGAUCGGUACAAAUCUGCUCCUACAGAGGGUGACUGAACAAGACCGCGAACAGAGAGUGAUACGCGACGCAGCACUGGAGAACAAAUUCCGAAAGCUGCCCAAUCCAACGUCGCCCACAAACGACAAACUGGUGCACAACCUAUCGUCAAAGGAGCUGACGAAGGAUCAGAUGCAGGCUUUACGGCACGAAGUUUCAUUUAAUACGGCUGACGCCAAAUCUGUUAACAUGAUUGCAGCAGUGGAAUCAACCCUUAGUCAGGCGGAGGCAACGGAGGAGACUAAUAGCCUCAUCCGACACCAAGUGUCGUCUCUCCUGAUGGCCCACAGGCCGCGGGAAGUGCUUUCCAAGGUCGAACGUAAUGCGCUUAGAGAACUCAAGGCCGACAAAGACCUGGUCAUCGUACCAGCGGACAAACGACGCGCCACAGUUGUACUGGAUAGGACAGACUUAAUCCCAGACUUGAAGUACGGCUAA
Molecule: messenger RNA, 573 nt
Organism: Spirometra erinaceieuropaei
Lineage: Eukaryota; Metazoa; Platyhelminthes; Cestoda; Diphyllobothriidea; Diphyllobothriidae
Source: the annotation of a GenBank genome assembly